Messenger RNA from Oenanthe melanoleuca, 5904 nucleotides. RefSeq names its product lysine demethylase 2A (gene KDM2A). Lineage: Eukaryota; Metazoa; Chordata; Aves; Passeriformes; Muscicapidae. The coding region runs from base 70 to 3696 and encodes 1208 amino acids. Gene Ontology annotation, molecular function: zinc ion binding; DNA binding; protein binding. Gene Ontology annotation, biological process: protein demethylation; regulation of transcription by RNA polymerase II. The transcript is spliced from 22 exons. The record is from RefSeq and is a predicted model, not a curated record.
GGGGGAGCUCCGUGCGUGCGGCGCGUGCGCGCGGCGUCGGUGUGUAUGUGAGGCUCUGACGGGUUCAAAAUGGCGGCGGCGGCUCCUGUAAGAGGACAAAGGCGCAGGAGAGACCUGGAGGAAGAGGACGACGACAGCAGUCCUGGUGUGUCCUUCUCGCUCUCUUCUGAGGAGUCGGAGAUGGAGCCCGAGGAAGAGCGGAUCCGUUACAGCCAAAGACUGCGUGGCACGAUGAGGCGGCGUUACGAGGACGACGGUAUCUCUGAUGAUGAGAUUGAAGGGAAGAGGACAUUUGACCUCGAGGAAAAGCUGUCCACUAACAAGUUCAACUCUACCUUCGUGGUCUUCAUGGAAGGCAAAGACUUCACAGUUGAGUACAUCCAGCGGGGUGGCCUGAGGGACCCACUCAUCUUCAGGAGCUCGGACGGCCUGGGGAUAAAGAUGCCGGAUCCGGACUUCAGCGUGAACGAUGUGCGGCUGUGUGUAGGGAGCCGACGGAUAGUGGAUGUGAUGGAUGUGAACACGCAGCGGGACAUCGAGAUGUCCAUGGCGCAGUGGGCGCGCUACUAUGAAACGCCGGAGGAGGAUCGGGAGAAACUCUACAACGUCAUCAGCCUGGAGUUCAGCCACACCAAGCUGGAGAACCUGGUGCAGAGACCUGCCACGGUGGAUUUAAUUGACUGGGUUGAUAACAUGUGGCCCAGGCACCUGAAGGAAAGUCAGACAGAGUCUACCAAUGCCAUCUUGGAGAUGCAGUAUCCAAAGGUGCAGAAGUACUGUUUGAUGAGUGUCAAGGGCUGCUACACAGAUUUCCACGUGGACUUCGGUGGCACUUCUGUGUGGUACCACAUCCACCGAGGGGGAAAGAUCUUCUGGCUGAUCCCUCCCACACCCCAGAACCUGGAGCUCUAUGAAAACUGGCUUCUCUCAGGGAAGCAGGGAGACAUUUUCCUUGGGGACAGAGUGUCAGAGUGCCAGCGCAUCGAGCUCAAGCAGGGCUACACAUUUGUCAUUCCCUCAGGUUGGAUCCAUGCUGUGUACACUCCCAUGGACACGCUGGUUUUUGGGGGCAACUUCUUACACAGCUUCAACAUCCCUAUGCAGCUCCGGAUCUACAGCAUCGAGGACCGUACACGGGUCCCAAAUAAAUUUCGUUAUCCCUUCUAUUAUGAGAUGUGUUGGUACGUGCUGGAGCGCUACGUGUACUGCAUCACCAGCCGCUCCCACCUGACCAAGGACUUCCAGAAGGAAUCCCUCAGCAUGGAUAUGGAGCUGAGCUCCUCAGACUCUGUGAACAUGGAAGAGGAGGAGGAGGAGGAAGAUGAUGAUGAGGACGCAGCAGGGAAGGAAUCCCGGCGCCCCAUGACCAGGAGGUCCAUUCUCACCAGCCCCAUUGCCAACGGUGCCAGUGUGGACUAUGACGAACUGGGCAAGAGCUGCCGGAGCAGCCUGCCAGGUCUCAAGAAGACCCCAUCCAUAGAUUCUUCCGACUCCAGCCGGGGCUCCCAAAACGGCCAGGCCUGGGACCCGAGCGGGGGCAGCCCCCGCAAGAGCAGGAAGGUGCACCUGACCCAGUUUGAGCUGGAGGGGCUGCGCUGCCUCGUGGACAAGCUGGAGUCGCUCCCUCUGCACAAGAAGUGUGUUCCCACCGGCAUCGAGGACGAGGACGCCCUCAUCGCUGACGUCAAGCUGCUGUUGGAAGAAUACGCGAACAGCGACCCCAAACUGGCACUUACAGGUGUCCCCAUCGUCCAGUGGCCCAAGAGAGAUAAGCUAAAGCUCCAGGCCCGGCUGCGGGUGCGCCUGCCCACCAUCCCCAUCACCAAGCCGCACACCAUGAAGCCAGCGCCUCGCCUGACUCCCGUCAGGUCCACAGUGUCUCCCAUCGUGUCGGGCGCCCGGCGGAGACGGGUGCGGUGCCGGAAAUGUAAGGCCUGCAUGCAGGGCGAGUGUGGCAUGUGCCACUACUGCAGGGACAUGAAGAAGUUCGGCGGGCCUGGCCGCAUGAAGCAGUCGUGUGUCCUCCGGCAGUGCUUGGCGCCCAGGCUGCCUCAUUCGGUCACGUGUGCACUUUGCGGGGAGGUGGAUCAGAAUGAGGACUCACAGGACUUUGAGAAGAAGCUCAUGGAGUGCUGUAUCUGCAACGAAAUCGUUCACCCUGGUUGUCUGCAGAUGGAUGGGGAAGGGCUUCUCAAUGAUGAGCUCCCCAACUGCUGGGAGUGUCCCAAGUGCUACCAGGGUGAUGACACAGAGAAGGGCCAGAAGCGGAAGGUGGAGGAGAGCGACGACGACACGGCGCAAGCCAAGGUGCUGCGGCCCCUGCGGAGCUGCGAGGAGCCCCUGACCCCCCCGCCCAACUCGCCCACCCCGAUGCUGCAGCUGAUCCACGACCCCGCGUCCCCCCGCGGGGUGGUGACACGCUCAUCCCCGGGCGCCGGGCCCAGCGACCACCACAGCGCCAGCCGGGACGAGCGCUUCAAGCGCCGGCAGCUGCUGCGGCUCCAGGCCACAGAGAGAACCAUGGUGCGAGAGAAGGAGAACAACCCCAGCGGCAAGAAGGAGCUGUCGGAGGUGGAGAAGGCCAAGCUGCACGGCUCCUACCUCACCGUGACACUCCAGCGCCCCACCAAAGAUGUCCACGGCACUUCGAUCGUCCCCAAGCUCCAAGCCAUCACGGCCUCCUCGGCCAACCUGCAGCACUCGCCGCGCGUGGUCGUGCGCCAUGCACCCACCAGGAUGCCCCUGCGGAGUGGGGGCGAUGAGGAGGCGGCUGCUGAGGAAGAGGAGGAGGAAGAGGACGAGGAGGAGGAGAACGCGGAGGAGGGGGGGGCAGCCCGGCUGAACGGGCGCGGAGGUCGGGCGCAGGAGGGUGAGGAGAGCUGUGUCCAGCGCGAAGUCUGGAUGUCCGUGUUCCGCUACCUCACCCGCAGGGAGCUCUGCGAGUGCAUGCGGGUGUGCAAGACCUGGUACAAGUGGUGCUGUGACAAGAGAUUGUGGACAAAGAUAGACUUGAGCAGGUGCAAGUCCAUCACCCCCCAGGCACUGAGCGGCAUCAUCAAAAGGCAGCCGGUCAGCCUUGACCUCAGCUGGACCAAUAUCUCAAAAAAACAGCUUACAUGGCUCGUCAACAGGCUGCCAGGCCUGAAAGACCUCAUCCUAGCGGGCUGUUCCUGGUCUGCGGUCUGUGCUCUCAGUACCUCCAGCUGCCCCCUUCUCAGGACCCUCGAUCUUCGGUGGGCAGUAGGAAUCAAGGACCCUCAGAUCCGGGACUUACUCACACCUCCAACAGACAAACCCAGUCAGGACAAUCGCAGCAAACUCCGCAACAUGAUCGACUUCCGGCUCGCUGGGCUGGACAUCACGGACGCCACGCUGCGCCUGAUCAUCCGCCAUAUGCCCCUGCUCUCCCGCCUCGACCUCAGCCACUGCAACCACCUCACGGACCAGUCGGCCAACCUCCUCACCGCCGUGGGCUCCUCCACACGCAACUCCCUCACCGAGCUCAACAUGGCAGGCUGCAAUAAGCUGACGGACCAGGCCUUGCUGUACCUGCGCCGCAUCUCCAACGUCACCCUCAUCGACCUGCGGGGCUGCAAACAGAUCACCCGCAAAGCCUGUGAGCACUUCAUCUCGGACCUGUCCAUCAACAGCCUCUACUGCCUGUCCGAUGAGAAGCUGAUCCAAAAAAUCAGCUAGAGCCCCUCCCCGGGGCAGACUGAGGAGAAGGAAAAGAGCCCAUCCCACCCCUCAGAGAGCCGCUCCUCCACCUCCCCCUCUUGCCCUGCGUGUCCUGCCGUUGCCUCCCACCUGACUCGGCAGGCAGGACCGUCGCUGGCCUCGCUCCACUGUCCUUCCUCCUCCUCCUCCUUCCCCGGGACUUCUGCCGAGGAAGAUGUCCCGCCAGGCUGGCCAGUACCAGAGGAGGAACGGGCACAUGGCAGGGAGCCUGGGCCCGGAGGCUGGCUGCUCCCGAGGCGGGGCUGCAACAGAGGCCUCUGUGCAGAGAAAUGGGGCACCCUCUCCCUCCAGCUUUUCCCCUUCUCCCUGUUGUCUCCUUGCCUUGAAACACUUGUCACUUCCCUGGUAGCACAAAGCUUGAGGGUCGAGGUCUCUCCAAGGAAGCGGGAGCAGAGCCAGAACACCCCAUCCCCCUCUGUGCCACGACCAGCUCGGCGCUUCCCUGCGCUCUUCCCCUCGUCUGGCUGCAGGGACUGCUGUCCAUCCCCCUCUUCUCCCACACAUGGGGCGGUUCUUUGGGCACGCAGGGCAGGAGCCCUGUGGCCGGGGUGUCCCGGGAGCAGGGGCUGGGGGAUAACUCGUCUGUCCAAAGGGAUGGAGCAGGAGCAAACCCACAGGUACACCGGAGCUCAGGGAGGACUCGGGAAGCAUCAGCCAGGGGUGAGUGAGCAGGGGACAGGAGCUGCCUCCUCUUCCUCCCCAGCUCUUGGCACCACGAAGCGCUCUGGGGCCAGAGGGGCGAGGGCUGCUUUGCGGCCUGGAACCGAACUGGCAUUGUCCUCUCCUUCCCCCCACCCCCUUUUCGCUGCCAGUUUUCCUUUGCAAUGAAUGGUUGGUCCAAAGAACCUCUCUCUAGGGCAGCAGAGAGCUUUUUGCACUUUAAAAAAAAAAAAAAAAACAACAAAAAAAGACAAAAAAACAAAACAAAAAAAAAAGACAAGUUAAAAAAAAAGGAAAAAAGGUUGGAAUCUUCUUUUUCUGGGUUACUGUUUUGUUUCCCUCCCUGUCCACGUGUGCCCGGAUGCUCCCCCUCUCUGUCCCCCUGGUGUCAGCACCCUGCUCUCUCCCUGGCAGCAUACCGAUAGCACAAUCCGGGGUGUCCCCUCCGUGCCACCACCGGUCCCCAGCCUCGCAGGGGUCCCCGGGGGGCAGCCCGCACCCCCCUGCUGCUUCAGAAGCAAUAAAGGAGGAGAGGCGGCCCACGGGGACUGUCCCUGGCAGGGGGAUAGGAGGGGAGAAUCCCGCAGUGCCUGGGACAAGGGGCAGCGUGGCCGAAGCGGAGCCGGAGGGCUCGGAGCAGGAAACCCCCACCGCCCCCCCCCGCCAGGCGAGAGGAGGAGCCUUCGGCCUCUCCCGGCAGUGGCUCCCGGGAAAGACGUCGGAAGAAUUAAAGCUUUUCUUUUUCCUUUGGAUUCCUUUUGAGUUUUGCAACGUGAAAGAAAAAUUUCCAGAGCUGGGGUUGAGGGGCAGGGUGUUCCCUCCUCCAUGGGGACAGCUCCCUCUUCCCGCCGUGUCCCCCCGUGUCCAGCCGCAGAGACUCCAGCGUGCGACCCUCCUCACCAACCCGGCGUGGUGCAAAUCCACGAGGAAGAAAAAAAGAAUUAUAUAUAAUAAAAAUCACUUAGUGAUUUAAAACCAACCUAGCCUGCUCCCUGAAGACAACUCCUGCAAGCAAAGUUACUUGUUUAAGGGUUUGGUUGUGGUUUUGUUUUGUUUCAAUCCCCCUUUCCCUCCCUUUCUCCUUCCUUCCCUUCCCUGGAGAAAUAUUGUAAAUAUCUAUUUUUUUGUUGGCGAUUUAGAGUUCAUCUCUGAUGUUUGUGCUUUAAAAUUAAAUGUAAGCAUUAAGGGUAAAAGUAAAUCAAGUCUUGCAUUCUCUCAGCUGCGGUUGGGGGUUCUUGGCUGGAGCAGAGGUAGGGCACCUACUUGGCAAGUGGGUUUGGUUUUAUUUUUGGGGGGUGGGUUUUUUGUAUUUUGGGGUUUUUUGCUUCCUGAGCCUUCUCCUAUCCCGGAUUUUUAGAGGCUGUUUGCUCAUACCAAAUUACCGCCGGUCUGAGUGAGUGUUGUGGGGGGAGGGAAAACCCCAGCCUCCCAAGGGAAAUAUUUUUAUUUCUUGGGGGUGGAUUUUUUGAAUUUAAAAAAAAAAAAAAAAAAAAAAAAAAGGAAAAA